Messenger RNA from Emys orbicularis (European pond turtle), 6531 nucleotides. It is a transcript of the gene ARFGEF3, whose product is annotated as ARFGEF family member 3. NCBI's taxonomy places the organism in Eukaryota, Metazoa, Chordata, Testudines, Emydidae. The transcript is spliced from 34 exons. Bases 1 to 6531 code for a protein of 2176 amino acids. The record is from RefSeq and is a predicted model, not a curated record. Gene Ontology annotation, molecular function: guanyl-nucleotide exchange factor activity. Gene Ontology annotation, biological process: regulation of ARF protein signal transduction.
AUGGAAGAAAUCCUGAGGAAGCUGCAGAAGGAAGCGUCGGGGAACAAAUACAAAGCGAUCAAGGAGAGCUGCGGCUGGGCCAUUGAAACUUUGGAAUCUUCUGAUGCUGCUGCUACCAAGAUCCCUCCAUAUCAGCUGAGGGAGAAGUGUCUCCUCCCACUGCAGCUGGCUUUGGAAUCAAAGAACGUGAAGUUGGCCCAACAUGCUCUAGCAGGGAUGCAGAAGCUGCUCUCUGAUGAGAGAUUUGUAUCCGUGGAAACCGGCUCAGAUGAGAAGCAGCUACUAAAUCAGAUGCUGAAUGCCGUCAAAGUGACUCCUUCCCUGAACGAAGACCUGCAGGUAGAAGUGAUGAAGGUUUUGCUCUGUAUCACGUACACCUCCACAUUUGACCUGAAUGGAAGUUCAGUGCUAAAGAUUGCUGAGGUUUGCAUUGAGACAUAUGUAUCUAGCUGUCACCAGCGGAGUAUUAACACCGCUGUGCGGGCAACCCUCAGCCAAAUGUUGAGUGACUUGACUUUACAGUUACGGCAAAAGCAAGAGAAUACGACAACUGAAAACCAUGAAGCCAUGCAAGAGUUCAAGAGCCAAGGUUCUACAGUAGAGUCCCUUUGCGACGAUGUUGUGUCUGUCCUCACUGUGCUCUGUGAGAAGCUUCAGGCUGUCAUAAAUGAAAAUCAGCAACUGCAGCUUCUCUACUUGGAAUGUAUUCUCUCAAUGCUAAAUAGUUCCUCUCCCGGCAUGCACAACCACAGAGGAUUCACUGACCUUAUUUGGAAGCAAUUGUGUCCAGCCCUUGUAGUAAUCCUGGGAAAUCCAAUCCAUGAUAAAACAAUCACCUCUGCCCACAGUAGCAUCUGUCUCGAGGCUGAUUCGCCCUCCUCAGGGGUCUCUGAUCAUGGCCGAGGGUCAGGUUGCUCCUCCACAGCACCUGCCCUCAGUGGCCCCGUUGCUCGGACCAUAUAUUACAUUGCAGCGGAACUGGUUCGACUGGUGGGGUCAGUAGAAUCCAUGAAACCUGUGCUCCAGUCACUCUAUCACCGUAUGCUGCUGUAUCCCCCACCCCAGCACCGAGUGGAAGCCAUCAAGAUCAUGAAAGAGAUACUAGGUAGUCCACGACGGAUCUGUGAUUUGGCAGGACCCUGCUCGUCUGAACCAGAAUCCAGAAAGAGGUCAAUCUCGAAAAGGAAGUCCCAUCUGGAUCUUCUCAAACUUAUCAUGGAUGGGAUGACUGAAGCUUGCAUAAAAGGUGGUAUUGAAGCAUGUUAUGCCUCCGUUUCUUGUGUCUGUGCCCUGCUCGGGGCAUUAGAUGAACUAAGCCAAGGGAAAGGCCUUAAUGAGGAACAGGUCCACCUGCUUCUCCGACGCCUGGAAGAAUUGAGGGAUGGGGCUGAGACAAGCCGAGACUCCAUGGAGAUCAACGAUGCUGACUUUAGGUGGCAGAGGCGCAUCCUGUCAUCGGAACAUACCCCCUGGGAAUCGAGAAAUGAGAAAAGUCCUGACAUUAGCAUUAGUGUUACCACAGAUACUGGUCAAACCACUUUGGAGGGAGAUAUGGGGCAGACUACUCCAGAGGAUAAUCCUGAAGAUCAAAAAAACUCUCUGCAGUCUCCAGCUGGCCAAGACUUUAAAGAGAUUGGCUGUAAAGAGCCAGAAUCAGAAACAAUAGAGCAGCCAGAUGUGGUUCAAAGGAGUCACACCAUCGUUUAUCCAGAUAUAACUAAUUUCCUGUCGGUUGAUUGCAGGACACGGUCCUAUGGAUCCAGAUAUAGUGAAAGUAACUUCAGCGUUGAUGAACAAGAUCUUUCUAGGACUGAAUUUGACUCAUGUGAUCAAUAUUCCAUGGCAGCAGAGAAAGACUCUGGGAGGUCAGAUGUCUCAGACAUAGGGUCUGAUAACUGUUCCCUGGCUGACGAAGAGCAGACCCCAAGGGACUGUCCAGGUCAUAGGUCCUUGCGUACCGCUGCUCUCUCUUUGAAAUUAUUGAAGAACCAAGAAGCAGACCAGCAUAGUGCCCAGCUGUUUGUACAGUCCCUUGAAGCUCUUCUUCCUCGACUUAUAACACUCCAUAGUGUAGAAGAGGUGGAUUCAGCGCUCCAGAAUUUUUCCUCGACCUUCUGCUCAGAUAUGAUGUUCUCACCAGGAUUUGAGGGGAACCCCAAUUUCAGCUUCCAGACUCUGAUGAAUGCAGACAGUAUCUACAUGGUCUCGCACUACACCCUUCUGCUCAACCUGAAGUUAUCCAACUCUGACUACUACAGGAAGAAACCUUCCCAAGCACCUGUGUUGCAGAAGGAGUUUAUGAAGCAGGUUCAGGCCAGUGGAGUAUUGAUGGUGUUCUCUCAGGCAUGGGUUGAGGAGCUCUACCAUCAGGUACUGGAAAGGAACAUCCUGGGAGAGGCUGGUUACUGGGGAAGCCCUGAGGAGCACCGUCUUCCGCUCAUCACCAUGUUGACCGACAUUGAUGGCUUGGGGAGCAGUGCUAUAGGUGGGCAGCUGAUGGCAUCUGCAUCAACACAAUCUCCUCUCACCCAGAACCAGAAGACCGAUGAUUCUGUUGUGGCAGGUGUUGCUUUUGCCCGAUACCUUCUGAUUGGUUGCUGGAAGAAUUUGAUUGAUACCUUAUCCACACCUUUGACUGGUCGAAUGGCAGGAAGCUCCAAAGGGUUAGCAUUCAUCCUGGGAGCUGAAGGAGUCAAGGAGCAGAACCAGAAGGAGAAAGAUUCCAUUUGUAUGAGCCUGGAUGGACUGAGGAAGGCAGCCCGGCUGAGCUGUGCUCUAGGGGUUGCUGCUAAUUGUGCAUCUGCCCUUGCCCAAAUGGCUGCUGCCUCCUGUGUUCAAGAAGAGAAGGAGGAAAGAGACGCCCAAGAGCCCAGUGAUGCUAUAACUCAAGUGAAACAGAAAAUGGAGCAGAAGCUGGAACAGAUGGGGAAAGUGCAGGGAGUCUGCCUGCACCCUGCUCAUGUUUUGUGCAUGGAUGCCAUCCUCAAUGUGGGCCUGGAAAUGGGAAGCCACAAUCAAGACUGUUGGCCACAUGUGUUCAGGGUGUGUGAAUACAUCAGCACUCUGGAGCACACCCAUUUCAGCGAUGGCGCAUCUCAGCCCCCUCUCACUAUAACCCAAUCGCAGCAGGUCACAGGAGGGUUGCAGGUGGAUUAUCCGUCUGCAAACUCUCCCCAGGAACUGACCCCUGAGCAGGAGACCACCCUGAGCAACAAUCCCGUCAUCCAGCCCGUCUCCAUCCAAGACCUCAUCAAGGAGGGCAGCAAGGGCAGAGCUUUCGACUUUCGUGGAGGCAGCCUGCUAAGUGGAAGCAAUGCUGCCAAGGCUGUCCUCAUCCUCUCCACGCAGGCUGACAGGCUAUUUGAAGAUGCUGCUCACAAGCUAAACCUGAUGGCACUGGGUGGCUUCCUAUACCAGCUCAAAAAAGCUUCUCAGUCCCAGCUCUUCUACUCAGUCACAGAUACAGUUGAUUACUCCUUAGCAAUGCCAGGUGAAGUAAAGUCUACCCAGGACAGGAGAAGCGCACUCCAUUUGUUUCGUCUUGGGGAUGCCAUGCUCAGGAUUGUACGGAGUAAAUCCCGCCCAUUGCUCCACCUCGUGCGCUGCUGGAGUCUGGUGGCACCUCAUCUUGUAGAGGCUGCCUGUCAUAAGGAGAGACAUGUUUCUCAGAAGGCUGUCUCCUUCAUCCAUGAUAUCCUCACCGAGGUGCUGACAGACUGGAAUGAGCCCCCUCAUUUUCACUUCAGUGAGGCGCUGUUCCGCCCCUUUGAGCGCAUCAUGCAGCUGGAGCUGUGUGAUGAGGAUGUCCAGGACCAGGUGAUCACGUCUAUAGGGGAGCUGGUGGAGGUGUGUUCCAUUCAGAUCCAGUCCGGGUGGAGGCCCUUGUUCAGUGCAUUGGAAACAGUGCACAGCAGUAGCAAGUCAGAGCUUAAGGAGUACCUUGUUGGAGAGUAUUCUAUGGGGAAAUGCCAGGCUCCAGUUUUUGAUGUUUUUGAAGCAUUUCUCAACACAGACAACAUCCAGGUCUUUGCCAAUGCCGCCACUAGUUACAUUAUGUGCCUUAUGAAGUUUGUCAAAGGACUGGGAGAAGUGGAUUGUAAGGAGAUUGGUGAUUGUGUGUCAGGAUCUAUGUCUACAGACUUGUGCCUUCCUGCUCUUGAUUACCUCAGGAGGUGUUCUCAGUUGCUAGCCAAAAUCUACAAAAUGCCCUUGAAGCCAAUUUUCCUCAGUGGCCGGCUGGCCAACUUGCCCCGAAGAGUGCAGGAGCGAUCAGCCAGCAGUGAGGAUGGGAUUGAGUGUGUCCUUUCUGACUUUGAGGAUGACUCUGGCCUUAUCAAUGUCUGGAUCAUUCUGCUGGAAGAAUUAACUACUGCCAUAUCCAACUGUCCGCGCCAGCACCAGCCACCCACCCUGGAUUUACUCUUUGAGCUGCUGAGAGAUGUUGCCAAAAUUCCUGGCCCAGGAUUUGGCAUUUAUGCAGUUGUACAUCUUCUACUCCCCACAAUGUCCCUCUGGCUCCAUCGUAGCCAUGGUGACCAUUCUUACUGGGAUGCGGCAUCUGCUAAUUUCAAGCAUGCCAUUGGCCUUUCCUGUGAACUGGUAGUGGAGCACAUUCAAAGUUUCAUUCAUUCAGACAUUGGCUACGAGAAUAUGAUUAAUACAAUGCUAAAAGAUCUCUUCAAGUUGUUGGUAGCCUGUGUGGCAGAGCCUACAGAAACAAUCUCCAGAGUUGGCUGCUCAUGUAUCAGGUAUGUCCUGGUGACAGCAGGGCCCGUUUUUACUGAAGAGAUGUGGAGGCUUGCAUGCUGUGCAUUACAGGACGCGUUCUCUGCGACUCUUGAGCCAGUAAAGAACCUAUUGGGCUAUUUCCACAGUGGUUCUGAAAGUUUUAGUGGCGAUGCCUGUGAAGUGAAGGUGGCGGCCCCAUCUCUCUCUCCCAGUGCCGAAGCUGAGUACUGGAGAAUCCGAGCCAUGGCGCAACAGGUUUUCAUGUUAGACACCCAGUGCUCACCAAAGACCCCCAACAACAAGGAGGGGUUUGAACAUGCUCAGUCCUGCGUGCUUAUCAUUGAGCUGCCUGCUGACAAGAAACACAACGGGCAUACCCAGAAAAGUAUCCCUUUCAGGACAAUAGUGGUGAGUCUGUUGUCUCAUCAAGUGCUGCUCCAGAAUUUAUAUGAUAUCUUGCUGGAAGAGUUUGUGAAGGGCCCCUCUCACGUGGAAGAGAAGACAGUACAAAUGCCAGAAACCAAACUGGCUGGUUUCCUCAGGUACAUUUCCAUGCAGAAUUUGGCUGUCAUCUUUGACUUACUGCUGGAUUCUUAUCGGACAGCCAGAGAGUUUGACACCAGACCUGGGUUGAAAUGCUUGCUGAAAAAAGUGUCUGGCAUUUGUGGAGCUGCCAACUUGUAUCGCCAGUCAGCAAUGAGCUUCAACAUUUACUUCCAUGCCUUGGUCUGUGCUAUACUGACAAACCAGGAGAACAUCACCGCAGAGCAGGUGAAGAAGAUCCUAUUUGAGGAUGAUGAAAGAAGCACAGAUUCCUCCCAGCAGUGCUCUUCAGAAGAUGAAGACAUUUUUGAAGAAACUGCCCAAGUCAGCCCCCCAAGGGGGAAGGAGAAGAGACAGUGGAGGGCUAGAAUACCAUCUUUGAGUGUUCAGCCAGUGAGCAAUGCAGACUGGGCUUGGUUAAUCAAAAGGCUUCACAAGCUAUGCAUGGAACUCUGUAACAACUAUAUCCAAAUGCAUCUGGAUUUGGAGAAUAAUGUGGAGGAACCUCCAGUUUUCAAAGGCGACCCUUUUUUCAUCCUACCAUCCUUUCAAUCUGAAACCUCCACCCCAUCAACCGGAGGGCAGUCUGGAAAAGAGACACCCUCAGAAGAUGACAGAAGUCAAAGUAGGGACCACUUGAUAGACAAUCUAACGCCCAAGGGAGGGAGCGGAGAAAUGCUGCUGCUACCACCAUUGAGCCCUAAAAUGGAGAAAAAAGACCAAGCCAGGAAAAAAGAAUGGUGGGAGAGCGCUGGCAACAAAAUCUACACCAUAGCCACUGAUAAAACUAUCUCCAAACUCAUGACGGAGUAUAAGAAAAGGAAGCAGCAACAAAACUUGACCUCUUUCACCAAAGAUGUCAAAGUGGAAAAGAAGGGAGAGUUGUUGGGCUCAAGAGGGCAAGAUUCACCACUCCCCCAGCGACCGCAACAUCUGGUGGACCAGGGCCAAAUGAGGCAUUCCUUCAGUGCCGGCCCAGAGAUCUUGAGGCAAGAGAAGAGGCCGCGCUCAGGAUCUACAGUCAGCUCCUUGAACAUAUCUGUGCGAGAUGCAGAGGCACAAAUACAGGCAUGGACCAACAUGGUGCUGACAGUUCUCAACCAGAUACAGACCCUGCCUGACCAAACAUUCACAGCCCUCCAGCCAGCUGUGUUCCCCUGCAUCAGUCAGCUGACUUGUCAUGUGACCGAUAUCCGUGUCCGUCAGGCUGUGAGAGAAUGGCUCGGAAGAGUGGGAAGGAUCUAUGAUAUCAUUGUAUAA